Molecule: messenger RNA, 1171 nt
Organism: Plodia interpunctella (Indianmeal moth)
Lineage: Eukaryota; Metazoa; Arthropoda; Insecta; Lepidoptera; Pyralidae
Product: thialysine N-epsilon-acetyltransferase-like
Exons: 5
Coding region: 396-950 (184 amino acids)
Molecular function (GO): N-acetyltransferase activity
Source: RefSeq, a predicted model, not a curated record
AUAAUUUCCUAAUUUCCGCCUAAAAUUACCCUUAUUUGAAAAACAUAUUUAUUUAUUCUGCACGUGUCUGUGUUUGGUUCAUAGCAUUACACCGUCUUACCAAAUUUAACUUGAUUUGGUCCAGUAGGUUUGAAGCACAUAGAUUGGGAGCAAAUUGGCUGUGGUCUGUGGCUGUGACAAACGGACUAUAAACAGACACACGGGUGUAAGGGUUCCGCUUUUUAAUUUUUUGACAUUCCUCUUUCUGUGUCAGGUCACGAACAUUAUGAAUUCAUUACUUAAAUCCACAUAUCUGCAAUAUACUAUUUCGAUAGAGAAAAUUAAAUGAAAAAUUGCCGGAGAUAGUUUUGUAAUUUUCAAUUUAGAAAAGUAUUUCAUUUAAAUUCAGAUCACAGAUGAUGGGACAAGACGGUAGUACAAGUCAUUUGGAUCACGAAAAAUAUGUAGACGAUGACGUCAUGAUCAGAAACGCUGUCAAACAGGAUAUGGCAUCAGUAAAUGAAAUGAUACACGAACUUGCACACUUUUUGGAGAGGCCAGAUGGACCGCAAUUAAGUUUAACUGAUUUGGAAAUGGAUGGAUUUGGGAGCAGCCCACCAGCGUUCUUCUGCAAAAUAGCCCAGUCCAUAUCAAACGGUAGACUCCUGGGCUAUGCCCUUUAUUUCCCGACGUAUUCCCCCUGGGAAGGCCGCGCUGUGAUGCUGGAAGACCUGUACGUGAGACCUUCGGAGAGUAAAACCGACGUUGGCAAGAAAUUGUUUAAUUCUGUCGCUAGGACAGCCAUCGAUAUGGGUAGUAACCGGCUAGAUCUGCACCUACUGCAGUGGAAUCCCGAGUGCAUAUACUUCCACCAACAAGGUGCCGUAAACCUGAAAAAGUCCGAGGACUGGUGUUACUACCGUUUACCUCUAUAUGGAGAUAUCAUAGAAGAGAUUCUCGAGGAUUCGUGAUAGUCAUGAAGCUAUAAAUAUUAAGUAUGUCAAAUAUUUCACAGUGCGUCAGUGACAAAAAAUAUUUUAGCUUAGUAUGCUUUAACUUUUGUGUGAAUAACAGGGAUAUUUUAACAAAAAAACGAAAUUUAACAAAAUAUUGUACAGCAUACGAUUUAGAUACAUUUUAACCUAAUAUUUUUAUUUGCAUUGUGUACAUGCAUUAAAAUAUUUGAAUUUUA